AUGGCUGCGCUCGCCGACGUCGACUCCUCGCCACCUCCGCCGUGCAAGUCAUCCAAAGGCAAGGCAAAGAUGGACGACGAGGCGGAGGCGGAGGGCGCGGAGAAGAUGUGCGGUAUCUGCUACGUCGACGGCCGGCGGGCCAUCCGCGGCGAGCUGGACUGCUGCGCCCAUUUCUUUUGCUUCGUCUGCAUCAUGGCCUGGUCCCGCGUUGAGUCCCGCUGCCCCUUCUGCAAGGCCCGCUUCCGCACCAUCCGCCGCCCGCCCGUCGCCGGCCGGUUCCCCGACGAGCGAAUCGUCUCCGUCCCCGAGCGCAACCAGGUAUACAAUCCUCAGGGAAACGGGAGCAGCACAGUGGGCGGAGACCCUUACGUGAACACCAUAUGCACCGUUUGCAGCAGCUCCAGCGACGACGAGCUCCUGCUACUCUGCGAGCUCUGCGACUCAGCUGCGCACACUUACUGCGUCGGGCUGGGGACAACCGUGCCGGAGGGGGACUGGUUCUGCAAGGACUGCGGGACGAUCAGAGAUGAUCAGUUGAGAUGGCAGGCUGAGAAUCAGGGUGAAUUUGAGAUCGGCAUCGAUGUUCCGGAUGCUGAGCCAGUUCCAGACCCCUUGGUUUCUGGUGUUGUGGAUGAGGAGCAUGAUCUGGAAAGGACAGAUGCGCGGAGUGGUGGCGGCUCGAUGGGUGACCCAGUUCCUUCCAUUUAUGACAUUGUGGAUGAUGAUUUUGCUGCCAUUGCUGGGAUCUCUAGGAGGAGGGUUCCUGAGGAUAUUCGACCCCAGGGUACUUCAGCUGGAUCUCAGUGUCCCAGAUCGACCCAGGGACGAGACAAUGGUCUUGCAGCCUAUCAUGCUUGCAUUCGCCUUGAAGUUGAGAGAGCUAGAACAUUGCGCAAUUCUCGCAAUCUUGAUAAGCGCAUAAGGGAGCUGCGGGAGAACUGGGCUGCUCUGCGUGAUGGUUCUGUGGGGUUUGCUCCGCAUAUGCCUGGCAGAAGAAAGAAGGAUAUGGCUGGUUCUGCUUCCGUUGCUACUGAGCAUCAGCGUUAUGCAGAGCCUGUAACUCCCAGUUCUCGAAAUGGCGCCACUGCAGCUUCUGUUCCGCUGCGAACGCCCUUAUCUGAGGAAACUCGUGAUGCCCGUAAGGCAUGGAAAAGGUUGGAGAUGGCAAAAUCAUCUGGUGGGAGGAAGAUAUCUAACACACCUGCCUCCCUUAACUGCAGUCCCAUAUUUUCCAUGGGGAACAGAUCGACUUCUUACAGUCCAAUUGAUACAAUUGUGGGACACGAGAACGUGAAUCUGCCUAAUAAGUCUUGUGAACAAAAUUAUUCAAUCUGUGGUCAUGGUACAAAAGUGGAACAUACGCCACCUGCGGAUAACUCUAGAGGAUGCCAUAGCUUGCCUGAGAACAGUCGUGCCUCGGUUCAUGAGAGGAUGGUUUCUUUUCAGAAUCGAAUAAAUCAGGAAAGCCUUAAUGACAAAGUUGCCUCGUCAACCCACAAUCGGCAUGUUGAUCAAUCAUUAGUAUCUUCCUGUAGCACACACAGAUCAGAAAAACUCAAAUCAGACAUACUGCAUCCACAAAAGUACAGUUCAUCAUCUGGCCAGUCAGCUGUGACUUCAUCCUUACAGUUAGGACCUAGUGUUGGAUCUGGGAGCCAAUCCACUAUGAUGGCAAACCCUGAGGAAUCUUCAGCUGUUUGUGUUGAAGGUAGUGCUGCAACCAUUGAAGUUAGGAAAAGUUCUAGUCCAGACCAGCAUGAGCGCAAGAGAAAACACAGUUCAGAAAGAUGCCAUGAUCAAGGAUCCAAAAGGUCCAGGUCAACCUGUAAAAUUGCAAAAAGUGAGAUUUCUUCUUUGGCCAUUCGUGAGUUGAAACUACUCAAGAUAGACAAAACGCAUGGUUCUGACAGAUUCAAGGAAGUUGCUCGGUCAGCAACACAUUCCAUCUUGGCUGCCUGCAGAUUUGAGCAUUCGCCAUCACAAUCCCUUGCACUCUCAAGACCUGUCUGCAAGCACAGCCCCAAAGUCAAACAACUGAACUCGUCAGCAAUUAGUGAUUUUUGCAGAGAAUGCUUGCGUAGCUUUGUUAAAGAAGCCGUCAGUUUGGCGUUGUCUGGCAGGCCGAUGGAUCAAACUGGUACCUCCUGUUAG
Molecule: messenger RNA, 2151 nt
Organism: Miscanthus lutarioriparius
Lineage: Eukaryota; Viridiplantae; Streptophyta; Magnoliopsida; Poales; Poaceae
Source: the annotation of a GenBank genome assembly